Molecule: messenger RNA, 688 nt
Organism: Lactuca virosa
Lineage: Eukaryota; Viridiplantae; Streptophyta; Magnoliopsida; Asterales; Asteraceae
Source: the annotation of a GenBank genome assembly
AUGGCAGCCAAUGCAGAAUGCGUAUGGGGUACAGUUUGGGGAGGAAAUGGUGGAUCCCGUACCUGGGAAUUCAUAAUACCUGAUGGUUCAAGACUUACCAAGAUUGAUUUAUGCAGUGGAAACGCUUUAGAUUUCAUCCGCUUCACUUACAAGGAUGGGUAUGGCCAUACCCAUACUUCUGAAAAAUUCGGUGGUGAUGGUGGCUCAUCUCAUAUGAUCAUCUUCGAUGACAAUGAGUAUCUCAUCGGGAUUAGUGGGCGUGUCGGAUCAUUUGGUGACAACACCGUGAUUACCUCAGUGACUUUCCAGACCAACAUCAGAACUUAUGGGGAAUACGGCACAAACCCCGGGACUGAUUUCUCGUUUGGGGUCACACGCGGUAAGUUUUCGGGAUUCUAUGGAAAGUGUGGCAGUUCCGUAGACUCUUUGGGUGUCAUUCUUCAGGCGUCACAUGCUCCCUCUUUGAGGUCGAUGGUUCAAGUCCCGUCGUGGACAUAGGUGGAAUAGAUGUUAUUAGCUUUAGAAGUAGAUUAGAUUUGUCGGUUCAAAAAAAAAUCUAUCCUUCUGCGUUCAUUAAUAUUAAUUUACCAAUUAAGAAUACCAAAAACAUGAUGACCAUAAGAACAUAAAGAAUAAUCAUCUUCUUCCUAACCUAUAUAUUAAUUUUUCAUAUACAUAAACCUUCGAA